Messenger RNA from Ipomoea nil (Japanese morning glory), 1161 nucleotides. RefSeq names its product 50S ribosomal protein L4, chloroplastic. Bases 75 to 947 code for a protein of 290 amino acids. Gene Ontology annotation, molecular function: structural constituent of ribosome. The transcript has 3 exons. The record is from RefSeq and is a predicted model, not a curated record. Lineage: Eukaryota; Viridiplantae; Streptophyta; Magnoliopsida; Solanales; Convolvulaceae. Gene Ontology annotation, cellular component: ribosome. Gene Ontology annotation, biological process: translation.
GAUAGGCCUUUCGAAAUUUUUUGUAGAUAACACUCUUUCCACUCUCCAUCUCCAAGCUUCAAUUCUGAGAAACAAUGGCGACUUCUUCUGCACCUUCUUUCUCAUUCUUCUCGUCUUCUACAUUUCUCUCCUCUCCUCUCCGCAAAGCUCCUUCUAAGCUCCUGUUCUUGAAAUCCCCAAAGCCCAGAGUUUACCGCUCUGCCGCCGUCCGUGCAGAGCAGGCCACACUCCCAAUCCUCUCUUUCGACGGCGACCAAGUAGGGUCCACCACCCUUGACAUCAAGUCCGCCCCUCCCUACACCGCCCGCGCCGUCGUCCACCGCGGUCUCGUCACCGACCUCCGCAAUAAGCGUCGAGGCACGGCCUCUACCCUCACCCGCGCGGAGGUCCGCGGAGGCGGCAAGAAGCCUUACUCACAGAAGAAAACGGGGCGGGCUCGGAUGGGGUCUUUCCGUACUCCUCUCCGUCCCGGAGGUGGAGUCGUGUUUGGGCCAAAGCCCCGGGACUGGUCAAUUAAGAUUAACAAGAAGGAGAAGCGGCUCGCCAUUUCCACCGCCCUUGCCAGUGCCGCGGAAAACUGCAUCGUCGUCGAGGAAUUUAGUGAUAAAUUCGAAAAACCUAAGACUAAGGAACUCAUAGCCCUGAUGAAGAGGCUGGGUUUGGACCCGAAAGAGAAAUGCAUGUUCUUGAUGACGGAGGCGUCGGAUAAUGUGAUGCUUUCGGGGCGAAACCUUGGGAAGUUGAAGAUGUUGACUCCUCGGACUUUGAAUUUGUUCGACAUUUUGGAUUCUGAGAAGUUAGUGUUUACGAAAUCCGCCCUCGAGUUCUUGAAUGAGAGGUAUGGAAACGAUGCCGACUGGGAGAACGAUGAGGGUUUGGAGAACGAGGAAGAUGAAGAAGAAGAAGAAGGAGCUGAGGCAGAUGAAACUGCCAAUUCUUCAGACUGAAAUCUUUGUAGAUCAUUAAUUAAGCCAAAUGAUAUAUUAUUGAAGCUAUUUCUGCUUUUACAGCUUACUUUGUUUAGCUCUUAUAUUCUUUGGCUUUGUCAUGUUAAUUGAACCCCCUCAGUGUAUUUUUGGCUGUUUGAGUUCUUUGAAACUGAUUCAUAGAUUUGCUUGUAAGAAUUGCUGGAUAGAUCAAUGCUAUGGGAUUCAUUUAUAA